CAACCUAUUAAUUACUCAGAGAUCAUAACAGUAUAUAAAUUAUUGGAUAAUAAACUACAAGCGCAAUUGCUUGAAUUGCUUGGGCAUGUGGUGCUUCAUUCUGGUACAAAUGAAGUAGAAUUUGAUAACAAAAACAUCAUAGAGUCCAAAAAAUUACAGUUAGAUAUUCUAGAAAAUAUCCUAGAUAACAUGGAAACUAACCAUAUAUAUGCAACUGUUUAUAAUACUAAAUGUAUUCAUGAAAUUUUUUCUGUUCAUAAAGUAGAACGAGAUCUUUCUAAAGAAAUUAAAUGCCUCGAUUUUAGUAUGUGCUGUCUUGGAAUUUGUGCAUUUAGAUGUCAAGACACGGACGAUAUUAAAUUCGUAAUUAUUGCCGGACUUCACUUUUGUUGUGUUGAUGGACAGAAAUGGGAACCAUAUACUUAUAUAUUUGAUAUAGAUGAGGGAAAACAGAUACAUUAUCUAAAAAAAUCAUUAGAAGUUCACUUGAGCAUUAUCAAUGCUAAACAAGAACGUAAUGAUCAUUCAACAUAUAAAGGUGAAAAAUGA
Messenger RNA from Dentiscutata erythropus, 549 nucleotides. Lineage: Eukaryota; Fungi; Glomeromycota; Glomeromycetes; Diversisporales; Gigasporaceae. The record is from the annotation of a GenBank genome assembly.